AUGAAUGGGGAUGUAGAAAAGCAAAUCCUUUCGAAUACGGAAUCUGAGACAUCAGUCCGAAACAUACAAGAGAAUAAACUGAAAAAAGAAGAAUAUUUAGAGAUAGGAAAAGGUAGGGAGGUACCAUACUCCGUUUUAACCAAGGUAGAGAAAUAUGCGAUGUCAUUUUUAUUAAGUUCAAAUGGAAUAUGGUCUAGUGUAUCACUGUCAAUAUUUUUCCCAGCCUUGCCUUCUUUGACAAAAGAGUUUAAUAUCACUCUAGACGUUGCGAACUUAUCGAUUGUGGGAUACUUGUUACUUCAAGGUAUCUCCCCUGCUAUUCUUGCAUUUUUUUCCGAUAAUUAUGGUAGAAGGCCAUGUAUAUUGUUUUGCGUGAUAGGGUACACUGCAGUAUGUAUAGCUCUUUCUCAAACAAAUGUAUUCUGGUUAAUGGCGGUGCUAAGAUGCAUUCAGGCUGCAGCAAUUGCACCUAUGGUUGCAAUAACUACAGGUUCGGUAGGUGACUUUAGCAGAGUAUCUGAAAGAGGCACAUUCGUGGGGUUCGUGCAAGGAAUUCAAUUAAUAGGACAGGGUUUUGGAGCAGUAAUAGGAGCUGCUCUUGUCCACAGCUAUAGUUGGAGAGGAAUAUUUGUAUUUUUGGCAAUUGGUAGCGGAAGUGUUGCCAUUAUUAGCCUUUUUUUAUUACCAGAAACCAACAGGGCUAUAGUAGGAAAUAUGAGCGUUCCAGCUACAAGAAUAAUUAAUAAGCUGCCUAUUGCAUCACUUCCCUGUUUCAAAGCCAGAUUAUCUAAUGAUGUCGACACAUUACUUGCAGGUAACUCGUCAUUUGGUAGAAUACUUGCUCCAUUCAAAAUAAUGAUGAGAAAAGACGUUUUAGUGGCCUUGAUUCCUGCUGGAUUUCAGUAUACAGUGUGGACGAUGACCCUUACCUCUCUUUCUACAACCCUCGAACUAAAAUACAAAUAUUCAAUGAUACACAUUGGAAUCUGUUAUAUUCCUUCCGGCAUCGCAACCGUAUUAGGAUCUUUAGUUGCAGGAAGGGUAUUAGAUUGGAAUUAUAAAAGAAGAAAAGUUGCACACGAUGCUAAGUACGUUAAUUUAGACGAGCAUGAAAGACCUGGAUUUAAUAUUAGAAAGGUUAGAUUGGAAUUAUGCAUCUUUACUACCGUAUCUUUGAUUACCUUUUCAAUUGUAUUUGGAUGGUGUUUGCAAUAUAGAGUUAACAUUGCACCAAUAUUGAUAGCAGCGUUUGUAAUUUCAUUUUGCAGUGUCGCACAAUUGUCUGCAAUAACAACAUUACUUGUUGAUAUGUACCCUGGACAGGGUUCAGCUCUGACGAGCUGUGUUAACUUCGUUAGAUGUAUUCUAGCUGCAAUUGGUAUUGGUGUUUUACAGAAUAUGGUAAAUGCCAUGGGCGAGGGAGGAACAUAUACAUUAAUGGCAGGCUUCUGUUUGAUAGCUGAAGCUGUCCUUUAUUUAACUGCAUAUCAUGGGAGGAAAAAGCUGAGAGACUAA
Messenger RNA from Debaryomyces fabryi, 1515 nucleotides. It is a transcript of the gene QDR1, whose product is annotated as multidrug transporter. Bases 1 to 1515 code for a protein of 504 amino acids. The transcript has a single exon. Gene Ontology annotation, biological process: transmembrane transport. Gene Ontology annotation, molecular function: transmembrane transporter activity. The record is from RefSeq and is a predicted model, not a curated record. NCBI's taxonomy places the organism in Eukaryota, Fungi, Ascomycota, Pichiomycetes, Serinales, Debaryomycetaceae.